Messenger RNA from Pleuronectes platessa (European plaice), 3185 nucleotides. It is a transcript of the gene lrrc75bb, whose product is annotated as leucine rich repeat containing 75Bb. Bases 6 to 1133 code for a protein of 375 amino acids. The record is from RefSeq and is a predicted model, not a curated record. Lineage: Eukaryota; Metazoa; Chordata; Actinopteri; Pleuronectiformes; Pleuronectidae. The transcript has 4 exons.
GUGACAUGGGCUCCAAGCUCACCAGGCAGAGGAGCCUCGAUCUGGAGAGCAGAUGGUCCAAGAGGAGACGACAGAGGAAUGACGCGCCGGGAGAGGGGGACCGGAGUGGCGGGGGGGACUUCUUGUUCACCUCGCUGAUGCUCAGGUCCGACAAGCUGCCGGGCAUGAUGCGCAGGAGCAGCCGCAGCCCGUACGUGCGGCGCGUGGCGUGGAUCCGGGAGAUCCAGAGGCUGCUCCGGGAGCAGAGGAUGGAGCAGGCGACCGAAGUGCUCCGGCUGCUGCGGAAGGACCUUGGCCUCCAGGGGACGUCGCUCAACGACAUCUUGUAUAAGAACGCAGCCUUUCUCAACCUGGUGGACCCCAUAUCCCACGAGCUGCUGCUCAGUCUGGCUCGGGACCUGCAGUGUCCAAAGAGGGAGAAAGAAUCCCUCAAGUCGACCAACAAGAUCUGCCGCCAGCUGCUGUACCACCUGACCCCUCACUCCAAGUGGACGAGACAGAGCGUGCCCAGGAGGAAGUCUCAGGCGUGUCUGAAGACGACGCUGAAGAAGAAAGUGUCGGGCGACGUGGUCAACCUGUCCGGCAUCCCGCUGUCCGGCCGGGACGUCCACCGCGUGGCCUUCUACCUGCAGAGCGGCAGCGACGCGGUGACGGCCGUGGACCUCAGCUUCACCGAGCUCCAGGACGAGAGCUUACGGCUGCUGCUGCCUCACCUCGGCGGCCUGCCCAAACUCACCAUACUAGCCGUCAAUGGCAACCGUCUGACGGUGGCCAUCCUGAAGGAGCUGACGGACACGGUCAAAGAUCCAAAGAAGUUCCCGUGCCUGGCCUGGAUCGACCUGGGCAACAAUGUGGAUAUCUUCACCGUGCCGCAGCCGCUGCUCGUGGCCCUGCGGCGGCGCUUCGGCCUGCGCAGCAGCCUCCCCACCAUUUACGAGUACAAUGAGGCGCAGGCACUCGGUCGCUACAACCCCAACAUGGAGACCUCAGUGGAGGAGCCCAGCCUGUGCGAGGAGGGCGAGGUGGAGGAGGACGACAGGGAGGAGGAGGUGGACAGGCUGGAGCUACGGGCCUGGGACUUUGGUGCAGAAAACGUGUCAAAAACUGUCCCGCUGCACUUCUGUGGGAGGUGAUCACACAGAGCUGCUUCCUUUCAGACUGACUGGUUUCCCUCUGUGUGGCCUCAUGUGUGGGCUGGUGCCAACGUGGCACAAGAUGAACCCAGUUUCUGAUAAUAACUUGCUGUGUUUCCCUCCGGAUGCUCUGACGUCCAGCGAUGUGACGCAGACAGUUUGUACCAACACAUCGAUUCCACCUCCAUUUGUCCAGGAGGAGUCGGACUCAACUGAACAGAGUUGCUGUUUUUCGUCUAUUGUUUUUGCAGAAGCUUCCCAUUAUCUGUCACUGUCCACUGAAGCAGCUGGGGGUUAAGUGCCUUGCGCAAGGGCAAAAUGGCAGUGAGUAUUACUAAUUCACAUUUCUCUACCCGGUCCUGCUUCUCCAACCACUUUGCUCCGGCUGCCCCUUUUCUGUGAAAAGUCCGAAUAAAUCAAAGCAACUAAAAAUCCCUCACUUAAGAAAAUCAAUCAGUUCAUGUUCUGCUCAUGUUUUUUUGCUUUGACAAACAGUCUCUGAACAUGAACCUCAAUCAGUGAGAUAAUGUUCACAUAGAAAUAUCCAUGUUUUCAUGUUGGAACAAAGCAUUUACUAAAGAACUAUUUUAAAAUAUAAACAGCAACUGAUGUUAAAUAAAUGAAGCGUCCUGAACACAUCUUCAUUUAAAUCCUGAGCACCACUGCUUCAGAACACGUGGAUCCUUUGAUGUCUUGGCCUGACACAUGCAGACGACACAGACAGUGUUCGGUCGCGAGCUGCUGAUGAACCGAUCUCCGCCUCCAUCAGGUCUAAUGAGACCUGAUGGAGGCGGAGAUGGCGAGCCACAGAUCUAUGUUCAUGAAUGAUUCUAUUUAUACAGCGAACUCAUAAGCAUCGAGAAAGGCUCUGUUUCCAACGGCACACACAGAGUUAAAUGAAGGUGUUACAAACAGCUGUUUUUUUUGUUCUCCUGUGCGGGGCUGCAGUCUGCACAUGAAUCCUUGUUGUAGCAUGAAUAAAUUGCAAUGCUUUUGCUUUUUACUAGUGUCUUUUUUUAGAUGUGUAGGUGUUAUGUUUUCGAAAACGUGGACAUAUCAGACCCCACAGACAGAGUGUUGAGUCCAAAAGAUCUGUUCCCUAUUUAAUCGAAUAGGAAAGACCUCAGUAUAAACUAUAGACUGUGGAGAAGAUGGAUGAAUCUCCUCGCAAACGCCACCAUCUCGAGUGUAGGGAGCCAGAGUCUGAGCAUGUACAGCCAAUCGGGGGAUUGGAGCCGCGGCAGCGAGGUCUUGUUGAUACACACACUUGACCAAUCGCAAAUCAGGUUCAGCAGUCAUCAUUUUGUUUCACCCUGUUUUUACAGAAUCAAAUGAGUAAUUAAUACCAAACUUACUUGAAAAAUUGACGUGAUAAGAACAACCUCAAUUGAGAGAAACCAUCUUCAAAACGAAUUAUCUGUCAUGUAGCCACCAGGGGGCGAUCGAGACGCUUUGGCUUCACCUUUGGGGACCUGCCAUGUCGUCCAUCUUUAAAUUUAGUCAAAGGUUUAAAAUUGCAGAAUGUGAAAGCCACUCUGCCAGAGCCCACGUCGUUUCCUGCCUACAGAUGUUAUCUCUCCAUGCUAAUAUUCAGGAAAAUCUGUUUGUGUUUACAAGGAUGUUAAUGAGCAGGAUGCUUGGUGUGUGUGUGUGUGUGUGUGUGUGUGUGUGUGUGUGUGUGUGUGUGUGUGUGUGUGUGUGUGUGUGUGUGUGUGCGUGUGUGUGUGUGUGUGUGUGUGUGUCCUUGAGAGUAUAAUUAGUGUGGGCUUCUGUGUGCAUGAGUGAGUUCUGGACAUGGAGAGUAAAUUACUACCUUUGAUCAUAGAAAUGAAAUGUUUACUCAUUUGCACUUUAAGGACGACUCUGCACGAGCUUUGUUUUUUAGGGGGAUGUUGUUGUUGACAUGAAAACACACUGAUUGGCUCACUUCCCAUCACUGUUAGAUGAAUCCUCAGCAUUCACAAAUCACUGCCAUGAUAAAGAAAAAAACACACUGGUACACGUAGUUGAUUUUGUCCUCAUGAGAUCGUGGCUUGCUUUUCAAGAAACAAU